AUGCGCGAGGUGGUCACACUGCAGGUUGGACAGUGUGGAAACCAAAUGGGAGCAGAGUUCUGGAAGACACUGUGCAAGGAGCACGGGAUAUCCAUGUGCGGGGUUCUGCAGGAUAGCAGGGAUCUAGGAGACAGGAAGGACGUCUUCUUCUACCAGGCAGACGAUAAUGUGUUUGUUCCCCGGGCCAUACUUGUCGAUUUAGAGCCGAGGGUCAUAUCCCAGGCCCCGUCGUUUUUCAGCCAGGAGAGCAUUUUUCUAUCGAACGAGGGAGGCGGUGCCGGAAACAACUGGGGACAUGGAUACUGCGUAGGCAAGGCCAUGGGGAAUGACGUGAUUGAUAUGAUACAAAGAGAGGCAGAGGGCUGCGACGCUCUCGAAACGUUUCUCCUACUCCACUCCAUAGCUGGAGGAACGGGAUCAGGGUUUGGAUCCUUGCUUUUGGAGAGAAUAAAGGAGGAGUUUCCCAAGAAGAUUGUCCAAACAUACUCCAUAUUCCCAAACAACGACGAGUCUAGUGAUGUUGUUGUGCAGCCAUACAACUCAGUACUGACCCUCCACAGGCUCAUAGAAAACUCCGACUGCAUUGUUGUCAUGGACAAUUCAUCGCUUGGAAGAUAUACCCUUGACUCCCUGCGGAUUGGCACGCCAACCUUCGACCAUAUCAACCUGCUCAUAUCGACGGUGAUGGCGGCGUCCACAAGCACCAUCCGGUUUCCCGGAUACAUGUACUGCACUCAUCAGUCCAUAAACAACUGCCUUGUUCCUCUUGACCCGCUCAAAUUUGUCGUCCCGUCAUACACUCCAUUUGUGUGCGACGAGAUGUCGAGGGUUGUCAGGAAGGCAACAUGCUCGGAUGUGAUGAGGAGGCUUCUGCUGCCGAAGACCAGACUUGCAGGCUACGAGCAGACAAAAGCACAGUCUGUUGUGUCGAUGCUGAACAUAUUGCAUGGAGUUGAAGACUCUGGAGAGGUGUCCAGAACAGUAAUGAGGUUCCUUGACAAGGGAAUGGUCAACUUCGUCCCGUGGAUGCCCCCGUCGUUCAACGUUGCCCUGGGAAAGUGCAUUGCUAACGAAACGAGGCCGAGCAGGGUUUCGGGCCUGAGUCUUACAAACUCAACUGGAGCCUCAUUGAUCUUGUCGAAGAUAUCUGGACAGUUUGACAAGCUCAGGAAGCAACGCGCAUUCCUGGACAUCUACAAGAGAUUUGGUGUUGAGCCCGAAAUGUUUGAUGAAGGAAAGGAGAUUGUGCAGAAGGCCCUUGAGGAGUACCACAGUGCAGAAAUGGCAGCAUAUCCAAACCAUUGA
Messenger RNA from Encephalitozoon cuniculi GB-M1, 1305 nucleotides. RefSeq names its product gamma-tubulin. Bases 1 to 1305 code for a protein of 434 amino acids. Gene Ontology annotation, molecular function: GTP binding; structural constituent of cytoskeleton. Gene Ontology annotation, cellular component: nucleus; spindle; centrosome. The record is from RefSeq and is marked provisional. The transcript has a single exon. NCBI's taxonomy places the organism in Eukaryota, Fungi, Microsporidia, Unikaryonidae. Gene Ontology annotation, biological process: cytoplasmic microtubule organization; meiotic spindle organization; mitotic sister chromatid segregation.